Mangifera indica (mango) is the source of this 925-nucleotide messenger RNA. RefSeq names its product cysteine-rich repeat secretory protein 38-like. Lineage: Eukaryota; Viridiplantae; Streptophyta; Magnoliopsida; Sapindales; Anacardiaceae. The transcript has a single exon. The record is from RefSeq and is a predicted model, not a curated record. Bases 25 to 753 code for a protein of 242 amino acids.
CACCCGCUUCAUUUCUCUACAACAAUGUCUUCUUCAAAAUUUGCCUCCUUCCUUUAUCCUAUAGCCUUUGCUUUCCUUCUCCAUACAGCUUUUGGAGAUGACCCUCUUUUUCAUUUUUGUUCAAACCCUGAGAAUUUUACUGCUAAUGGCCCCUAUGAAGCAAACUUGAACAAACUGGCAAGUUCGCUCUACCUGCAAACUCCUUCCACAGGUUUCGCUAUGAGCAGCGUGGGUGAAGAGCCUGACCAAGCAUAUGGGCUGGCUCUUUGUAGAGGUGAUUUCGCAUCUUCGGACUGCAAAACCUGUGUUGCUGAUGCCAACAGUGAGAUUCGCAAGCGUUGCCCAUAUAACAAAGCUGCUAUCAUUUGGUACGACUACUGUCUUUUCAAAUACGCGGACGAGGACUUCUUUGGCCAGAUUGACAACAGAAACAAAUUCUAUAUGUGGAACGUGCAAAGUGUAGACGAACCAGAGGCUUUCAACAAAAAGACAAAGGAAUUGCUUAGCAAACUGGCGGAGGACGCUUAUGCAAUUCCCAAAUUGUAUGCAGUCGGGGAAAUGGACCUGGGUAAAUCGAACAAACUUUACGGGUUGACUCAAUGCACGAGGGAUCUUUCAAGCACUGAUUGUAAGAAGUGUCUUGACGGCAUAAUUGGUGAACUUCCAAGCUGUUGUGACGGGAAAGAAGGAGGAAGAGUUGUUGGCGGAAGUUGUAACUUCAGAUAUGAAAUUUACCCCUUUGUUAAUGCUUGAAGUUUAAAAUCCUGGGGUUUAAGGAACAUCUAUAGCAUAUUAUAUAUAAAUAAAUGGCUGCAAAAAGGAAACAUUAUAGCCCUGUACUGGGGUGAGAUGAACUUGCUCCCACUGAUUGUAUCUUUUCUAUAUAUGUUCUAGUCAUCAAUACAUUAUCGACAAAACUUACUAA